Beta vulgaris subsp. vulgaris (sugar beet) is the source of this 839-nucleotide messenger RNA. RefSeq lists its product as uncharacterized. The record is from RefSeq and is a predicted model, not a curated record. The coding region runs from base 167 to 676 and encodes 169 amino acids. NCBI's taxonomy places the organism in Eukaryota, Viridiplantae, Streptophyta, Magnoliopsida, Caryophyllales, Amaranthaceae. The transcript has a single exon.
AAGACAACUAAUAAAUGUAUGAGUUAUGACUUAUUAAAAAUGGGGCGUUAUGGCCAAAAUGAAACCAGAAAAAAAAAAAAAAAAAUCAGUGUCAUUCAAAAUCUAUGCUAUAAAUUGUGGAACCAAAUUCACAAAAAUAACAAUCUCCAAGUGAAAAAAUUCAAAAAUGUCAAAAUUGAUGGGGUCAUCUCUAGUAUUCGUAGUCAUUAUACUAAUGGUAACCAUCAACCUGUGCCCACUGCAAGCAGACCCAAUUUCUAUGGAAGUAAAUCACAAUGUCACGGUAGCCGAAUCCGACAUAACGUAUGCUCCAUCUCCUUCUAGAGACCCAGCAUUGGCAAUUUGUGCGUCGAGAAUAACGUUAGACUGCGGCGUCGAGAUUAUUAGAAACGACGAAUUCUUUACAGUUCAUUUGGGGGAUAAAUGUUGUAGGCAGCUCAUACGGAUGGGUAAGACAUGUAACGAUUUGAUUGUUCAUGAUCUGCUCUCUGAUUUCGCUAAGUUUAAGAAACGAUCUACUGAAAUGCAUCAAAGGAGUGAUUAUCUUUGGAACAAGUGCCUCAACGUCGGCACUUCCAAUUCCUAUACCGAGCAGAAAUGGCUUUCAGGGUUUUUGGAGACUGGAAAGAUAAUAAUCGAUGUGGGGAAUACAGUUGCAAAAAUGCUACAUGGUUAAAACUUAAAACUAGCUUUAAUUUUUCUAUACCGUACCGUACAGAUGAUAUCCAGACUGCUAAUCUAUAAUAUGUAUGAGAAAUUAACUAAAUAAAGCUACUUCUAAGAUCCGUCCUAAUUAAAUAUUUUAUGAGAAUCAUUUUUUAUGUUGUAGCAAAUGAUUC